AAGCAGAGUAAAGUGAUGAGCCGGGACAGAGCGGUAUCGGGGCCCGGGGUAGACGGGGUCCAGGCCGUGAUAAACCGGGACAGAGCCACUGCGGGGCCCGUGGCGGACGCGGUCCUCCAGCCCGUGAUGAGCCGGGACAGAGCGAUGAUCCCGGCCCCGGAGAGCGGGGACGGGAUCCAGACCGUGGUGGGUCCGGACAGCGCGGACAUUCUGGACGGAGUCGCGUCCGGAGAGAAGCAGCGGCUCUUCUCCAACUCAGUGGCCGCAGGCAGAGACGUUCAGGCCGGGGAGAACCACUCUGAAGCACCGCCGACCAACCCGGUGUUAGCGCCGCCGCCGCAGGGCCCCACCGGGCACCGGACCACCUCCUUCUCUGUGCUCGACAUCCUGGACCCCAACAAGUUCACGAGCAACCGGCGGCCGCAUCAGCAGCAGCAGCACGUGUCUCUCCGCGCUGAGCGCGAGAUGUACGGAGCCGAGAACCGGAGAGGAGGCGCGGGCGAGCGCGAGGCCAGCCUGGAGUCCAGUAAAGGCUGCUACGGUACCGAGGAGUACGCGAGCAAAGAAGUCUUCUCGUACAGAAGUCCAGAUGAAGAAGACUACCACAGACCCGGGACCCCGGACUCCGAGGCCCCUGACGGCCCCUACAGCAGCGAGGAGAGCAGCUCGGCCUUGACCAGCAGCGGUGAGAGAGAACAGCACAGUCACCUGGACUCGUCCAGAGACACCAAGAGUCCAGGAGCAGGUUCUACAGGUCAGAUGAACGGCAGCCAGAGCAACGGAGGCCAAACCAAGGCCAAGAGGAAGCGCUCAGGCUCAGACUCCAAGUCAGGGAAGCCCCGCAGAGCCCGGACUGCCUUCACCUACGAGCAGCUGGUGGCGCUGGAGAACAAGUUCAAGUCCACACGUUAUCUGUCAGUGUGUGAGCGGCUCAACCUGGCCCUGUCGCUCUCCCUCACCGAGACCCAGGUCAAGAUCUGGUUCCAGAACCGCCGCACCAAGUGGAAGAAACAGAACCCUGGCGCCGACACGUCCGCCCCCACAGGAGGAGGAACGGGAGGAGCGGGGGGAGGAGGGGGAGGAGGGGGAGGCCUCGGGGGCCUCAGUCCCCUCAGUCCGUCACCGCCGGUCAGCGGACACCUGGCCAUGCACGCGGGUUACAGCGGACACCAUCACCCCACCAGCAGCCUGGUGCAGCUGCCUUUCCUCACCGCCAGCCACGUCCUGUCACCCUUCAUGCUGGGGACGCAGAGUUACGCUGGCCCCGCCUUCUACAGCACACACCUGUGAACACACACACACACACACACACACAGAUACAGACACACGC
Molecule: messenger RNA, 1330 nt
Organism: Solea senegalensis (Senegalese sole)
Lineage: Eukaryota; Metazoa; Chordata; Actinopteri; Pleuronectiformes; Soleidae
Gene: nkx1-2b
Product: NK1 transcription factor related 2-like,b
Exons: 3
Coding region: 16-1290 (424 amino acids)
Biological process (GO): cell differentiation; regulation of transcription by RNA polymerase II
Cellular component (GO): nucleus
Molecular function (GO): RNA polymerase II cis-regulatory region sequence-specific DNA binding; DNA-binding transcription factor activity, RNA polymerase II-specific
Source: RefSeq, a predicted model, not a curated record